Messenger RNA from Aureococcus anophagefferens, 3399 nucleotides. RefSeq lists its product as hypothetical. The transcript has 6 exons. Gene Ontology annotation, molecular function: protein serine/threonine kinase activity; pyridoxal phosphate binding; ATP binding. The record is from RefSeq and is a predicted model, not a curated record. Gene Ontology annotation, biological process: protein phosphorylation; transsulfuration. Lineage: Eukaryota; Pelagophyceae; Pelagomonadales; Pelagomonadaceae. Bases 1 to 3399 code for a protein of 1132 amino acids.
AUGGCCCACGGCGGCGGCGUGUUCGCCAUCGAGUGCCGCUCGGCGACCGCGGCCCAGGCGCUGCCGGCGACGCUGCGCCUCUUCCGCGACGCGACGUCGCUCGGCGGCGUCGAGUCGCUCGCGGAGUGGCGCCGCAAGUACGACGACGACGUCUCGCCCUACCUCGUCCGCCUCUCCGUGGGCCUCGAGGACGCCGCCGACCUCAAACGCGACCUCACGGAGGCCCUCGAGACGCUCCAGGCGCCCGCGUACGACGACGCGCGCCUGGCCCUGCGCGACACGCAUGUCCUGUGCCUCGAGGUGCAGGAGCCCUGGGCCGCGGCGCUCGUGCGCGGCACGAAGACGAUCGAGACGCGGCGCUACGCCCUGCCGGCGUGGGCGCGCGGCGUCGACGUCGUCGUGCUCGAGACGCCGCGCGGCGCCGCGAACGCGUCGUCGCUCGGCGAGUCGCCCGCCGCCGCCGCGGGCACAUUGGUCGGCGUCGUCGUCUUCGGCGACUCCGUGCGCUACGGCGACGAGGCUCGGUGGCGGCAGGACGAGCCGUUCCACCGCGUCGCCGCGGGGUCGCCCUACGACUGGGACGGCGGCGAGAAGCACGGCUGGGUCGUCGCGUCCGCGCGCGCCGUCGCGCCGCUGCCGUCGCCGCCGCUCGUGCGCAAGUUCCGGAGCUUCUACGAGCCCGUCGCCGGCGCGACGCUCGACGGCCCGAGCGGCGGCGCCUUCGCCGUCGUCGCCGGCGGCCGGACCGCCGAGUUCUCGCUGGCGUCGAUCCGGGGCCGGCCGUCGGUGCCCGUGCCGUCGGGCAAGCACAAGGACAAGCUCGCCGCGUCCGUGUCGGCCGUGAUCAGCAUGUGCCCGGACGCCAUGUUCGCCGCGACGCUCACAUUCGGCUCGGGCGUCUUCACCGCCGCGGACAAGGUCUCGACGAAGCCCAUCCCGCGCGAGGACCUCCUCAGGGGCUUCCUCUGCCACGGCGAGGCCAGCGGCGAGCCGCUCGCGAGCGGCGGGCCCCUGCGCCUCGCGCACCCGGACGGCGUCGCCGUCCAGUGCGGGCCCUGCGGCAGCGACACGCCCGCGGACCUCAAGAACGUCGUGCGCCUCGAGCUGCUGCCCCUCGCACGCCGCGGCAUGCGCCGCGCCGGCGGCCAGUCGCUCAACCGCGCGGCCAUCCUCACGACGCUCAACAUCAUCUUCCGGCGCCCGGGCCUCCUCGUGCCGCACGUGUCGGUGCCGCAUCUCGGCGACCUCGACUUUUUGUCGCUGAAAGCGAGCGGCGUCGAGUACGUCGUCCUCGACAAGGACAACACGCUGACGGCGCCCUACGACGACGACGCGCCGCCGCACCCGCUCGUCGCGGCCGCCGCGCAGAGCGCCGUCGACAUCUUCGGCGCCGAAAAGGUCGUCGUGCUGUCCAACUCCGCGGGCAGCGCCGACGACGCGGGCUUCGCCGCGGCCGAGGCCUGCGAGGCGGCGCUGGGUCUGAAGGUCGUGCGCCACCCGGCGGAGAAGAAGCCGCGGUGCCUGCCGGAGCUCCUCGCCGCGCUCGGCGCGGACGACGCGAGCCGCGUCGCCGUCGUCGGCGACCGCGUCACGACGGACGUGCUCUUCGCGAACCUCCACGGCGCGCUCUCCGUGCACACGGCGCCCCUGACGACCGAGGGCGACAACCGCGUCGCCGCGGCCUGCCGCGCCGCGGAGAACGCGGUGCUCCUGCCCGCGCUCCGGCGCCUCGGCGCGCGGCCGCCGCGCCACGACGCGCUCGCGGACCUCGUCCACACGCAGGCCGGCGUCGUGCGGAACCCGCGGUGGGGCGGCGCGCUCAGGGGCACGGGCGGCAGGGGCCGCCCGCCGCCGGGGCUCGCGGUCCGCGGCGCGCCGCCGCCGCCGCCGCCGCGCGGCCGCCCGUCGGGCGUCGGGCUCGCGGGCAGCAGCGGCGUCGCCGACGACGCCGACCCGCUCCGCGCGGGCAGGGUCUGGCUCGCGCCGCCGAGCUUGAGGAGCCGGCUCCGCGGCGGCUCGGAGCUCGCGCGCCGCAUCGCGGGCGCGCGCGCCGCGGGCGACGCGGACGCCGCGCCCGGCGACGGCGCGAGCUGGGACCGCGGCGACGGCGGCGGCCGGGCCAGCUGGCGCGGCCGGGGGGCGGCGGCGUUCGCGGCGAGGCGCCGGAGCGCCUUGGACGACGGCUUGGACGCCACGGGCCGGAGCCGCUUCGACUCGACGACCAUCGACGGCGCGCCGCUCGUGCCCAUGGCGCAGAUCGGCGCGCCGAUGAUCAUCGAGCCGUCGCCGGCGCGGUCGCCGGAAACGACCCUGGGCCCCGUGCGCGCCGUCGAGGAGGAGAUGAUCGUCGCGGCGCAGGAGGAGGACGGCGGCCGCCCCGUCGUCGCCGACGGCGACUUCGAGCGGUUGAGCGUGCUCGGCGUGGGCUCCUUUGGCAAGGUCGUCCUCGCGCGGCACAAGGCCACGGGCGCGCGCUACGCGCUGAAAUUGAUCGCGCUGAGCCGCCUGACGCUGCGGAAGCAGCUCGAGCGGACGCAGCUCGAGCGCGACGUGCUCGCGGGCCUCGAGCACGCCUUCAUCGUCAAGCUCCACUUCGCCUACCGCGUGCCGGGCCACGUCGUCUUGGUGUUCGAGUACUGCGCGGGCGGCGAAUUAUUUCACCACCUCUGCGCGAAGCGGGUCCUGGGCGCCAAGGCCGUCGCGUUCUACGUCGCGGAGCUCGCGCUCGCGCUGCAGUGCGCCCACGACCACGGCGUCGUCUACCGGGACGUCAAGCCCGAGAACUGCUUCCUCGACGCGCGCGGCCACCUGAAGCUCGGCGACUUUGGCCUCGCGAAGACGGGCGUCUUCCACGCGACGACGGGCGCGCACUCCAUCUGCGGCACGCCCGAGUACAUGGCGCCGGACGUCAUCGCGCGGAAGCCGUCGGGCUACGGCUCCGCGGUCGACUGGUGGGGCCUGGGCAUCUGCGCCUACGAGCUCCUCACGGGGCUGCCGCCCUGGUACACGGCGGACCGGCGCGAGCUCUUCGACCGCAUCCGCCUCGCGCCGCUGCGCCUGCCGCCCCACGUGCCGCCGGACGCCGGCGCGGCCGUCGCGGGGCUCCUGCGGCGCCACCCGCUCCGGCGGCUCUGCGUCGCGGACGGCGCGGACGCGCUCCGGCGCCUCGACUUCUUCAAACACCUCGACUUCGACGCGCUGGCCCUCGGCGCGGGGCAGCCGCCUAUCCGCCCCUGCGCGAACCUCAAGCGCGCGGCGGAAUUCUCGAACUUCGACGCGCGCUUCACGGCGCUGCCCGUCGAGACGCCGCCCGACGACGCCAAGUCGCCGGACAGCCCCGCGGGCUACGCGGGCGGGCUCGACGCGUUCAAGGACGACUGGGUCUUCGCGCGGUCCUAA